GGCGGAACCUUUUUACCAGCCCCUUGUUUCCGGGAGGACAUUUAAGCAGAGACUCCGGUCCGUCGCAGGAAGCAGUCCCCCGGUGUCCUUGGGAAGCUCACUGCACCGCCAUGGGUUGGCUGCCAGACGAGGCUCGGCGUUUGCCGCCCCCGAACCUGGUGAACAGGAACUCACUGUGGUGCGGCUUCUUGGGUUACCUGACCGCCAUUACCCACAAUGCCAUCCGCCGCUUCCCUGCGGUAAGGACAGGUGUGCACCGUCAGUUGCUUCUUACCAGUAUUGGAGUUUACGUUGGCUACUUUCUAACUAAAAACGAGAAUUACCAGAAUGCAAAGCGAGAUCGUGACCUGUAUGAAUACAUGAGACAACACCCAGAAGAUUUCAAGAAGCCAGAACCUAAAACUAUGGCUGAACUACUGGAACCUUGGGUUCCCAUACGUUAGAUGUUCUUGGCAGUCCAACCCAUCAGCAUACUGUUGGAAGACUUUUUUUUUUUUUUUUUUGGAAAUUACAUUUUUCC
Pelobates fuscus (common spadefoot toad) is the source of this 520-nucleotide messenger RNA. RefSeq names its product NADH:ubiquinone oxidoreductase subunit C2 (gene NDUFC2). Gene Ontology annotation, biological process: mitochondrial electron transport, NADH to ubiquinone. Gene Ontology annotation, cellular component: mitochondrial inner membrane. Lineage: Eukaryota; Metazoa; Chordata; Amphibia; Anura; Pelobatidae. Bases 111 to 443 code for a protein of 110 amino acids. The record is from RefSeq and is a predicted model, not a curated record. The transcript has 3 exons.